AUGGAGGUUGCAGCUAAAGCUCCUCAAGAUACCCGUGGCGAAGCUGCUGUCUCCAGUGCGGAAGAUGCCGUUAACGGCGAAAAAUGUUCUCCUUCCAUGAACGAUUUGAGCGACAUUCGGCGACAGCUCUCUAAAGCUCGCAACGAACUGGAGCUGCUGUCUCUGCAGCGUGAUAUGUUAUUAUCGGAGAGAGAAAAGACGAAAAGGUCAAUCGAAGAACUGGAGUUACUCGUUAAAGAGUAUAAGAAAACAGUUAAGCGAACAGCAGCAGAAAACGAAAAGCGCAUGCUUGAAAAGAAGGCAGAUCUUGCCAAGACGAUUCAGGAACAUGAACAGGCUAUUGAAGAGUUAAAGUCUGCCGAUAACUUCGGUAGGGAACUCGUUCGUCGUUUCGAGAAGCUGCGGGCGAAAGUGGUCGCCUAUAAAUCAAAAGAAGAGGAUCAAAGCAAUUUCUUCGAAAGUCUUCGAUUAAAACUUGAAAAGUCGGAAGACAAGUAUUUGAAGUUCCGUGACUAUGCCGAGGAACAGAUGGCAAAGAUUAAUCAAGAGUACGAAAACAUUAACGGUGUGUACGACAAUGAACUUUUCCGCAUGAAGGCUGCGAUAAAAAAGCAACAUGUCCAAAUAGAGACGCUCUGUAAAGAACGCGAUCGAAAAAAAAAACAGGUUCAAGAACUUUCAUCCCUGUGCGACGACCUCGUACAAAAGAAAGACUAG
Molecule: messenger RNA, 717 nt
Organism: Soboliphyme baturini
Lineage: Eukaryota; Metazoa; Nematoda; Enoplea; Dioctophymatida; Soboliphymatidae
Source: the annotation of a GenBank genome assembly